This is a messenger RNA of Coregonus clupeaformis (lake whitefish), 663 nucleotides long. RefSeq lists its product as uncharacterized. The transcript is spliced from 2 exons. Lineage: Eukaryota; Metazoa; Chordata; Actinopteri; Salmoniformes; Salmonidae. The record is from RefSeq and is a predicted model, not a curated record. The coding region runs from base 5 to 466 and encodes 153 amino acids.
CAAGAUGCAUGUCUCUGUGGUCCUUCUCUGCCUGGCCCUGGUUGUGUCUGUGUCUGUGUGUCACCCUCAACGGGGUCGUCCCCUCAACGGAGUCGUCCAGAUGAGGAACAACAUCAAGAUGCUGGCCAUGAUCACUGUGGUCCACAUAAAGAAUUAUCUGACCGAGUUCAACGUUCCCCCAGAGAUGGAUUUCAACCCCAUGGACCCCCCCAUUGAGGGCCUGGCCUCCAUCUGGGUCCACCUGGGGGACCUAGAGGAGAGUCUGCAAGACAGCAGGUGCGGUCAGGUGUAUGAGGACCUGUCCAGCAUGCGGGGGUGGGUGUACUCCUUGUCCCAGGCUCUGGGCUGCCCUGCCCUGGUCAAGCCUGGCGGAGAGGCCCUGAAGACGGUCUAUCAGAGCCUGGUGGAGGGCCAGAGGUACAUGGAGAAGAUCAGUCUCAACCUGGACAAGCUCAAGAUCUGCUGAGACCCCACGCACAGGCGCAGUCAGGCAGCCGGAUAGCCAGGCACACACAGAUGCAUAGUUUAUACACACACACACAAAGUGGUAUUCUAAAUUAUUUUUUGCUUUGUUCUUUCAAUGUCUAUUGUCUUAUCAUUAUUAUGAAUAUAUAAUUGUUAUUAUGCUCAAAAACAGGUGCGCAACUUUCACUGAUACAACUG